This is a messenger RNA of Medicago truncatula (barrel medic), 1128 nucleotides long. RefSeq names its product putative fasciclin-like arabinogalactan protein 20. The transcript has a single exon. The record is from RefSeq and is a predicted model, not a curated record. NCBI's taxonomy places the organism in Eukaryota, Viridiplantae, Streptophyta, Magnoliopsida, Fabales, Fabaceae. The coding region runs from base 1 to 1128 and encodes 375 amino acids.
AUGGCUUCCAUCACCACCACCACCGUUACACUCUUCACAUUCUCUCUCCUCCUCCUUUCUCUCUCCACCGUAACCUCCCACCCUUCCUCCACCAUCCUCGAUGCCGCCGAAAUCCUCACCACCGCCGGUCACGAAGCCAUGGCACUCAACCUCGAACUCGCUUCCCAUUCUCUCAUCGCUCGCCGUCAAUCUCGCUCCCUAACCAUCUUCGCUCCGACGAACUUCGCUUUCAGCCAGAUUCCUCAGCUUCCUCUCUCUCUCCUCCGUUACCAACUCCUCCCUCACGCUUUCUCUCUCCACAGCCUCCGAUCUCUCCCGUUCGGCGCGAAUGUCGCUACUCUUCUCCCCGGUCACUCCCUCACCGUCACAACUACUUCCGACCGUAAACUCUCCAUCAACAACGUAACGGUUAAUCCAACGCCGUUGCUCGAUGACGGUUAUCUCGUUAUUUUUCAAACGGAAAGCUUCUUUGAUCCUUAUUUUCAGCUUCCUCGUCCUUCCGGAGCAAGUUGUUUUUCAUCAAGAAAAAUCUCCGGCGACGGCGGUUUUGGAUCGAAACGGUUAAUCACGGAUUCGUCAACGUUUCCAUUCAAGGAAGCUAGCGGUGUUUUGAGAUCGAGAGGUUGUUCAGUUAUGGCGGCGUUUCUUGAUUUACAGUUUCUAGGUCUGAAAGAACGCCCUGAUCAGUUAACCGUUUUCGCGCCGAUCGACGAAGCUAUGGUGAGUCACGUCGGAAACGUGACGGAAUAUUCCGAUAUACUUCGCCGUCAUCUCGUGCCGUGUAAGAUUGUGUGGAAUGAUUUGGUUGUGUUAGAGGAAGGAACGUUGAUUUGGACUUAUCAAAGAGAUUUCACAUUGAAUGUGAAAACUAGUGCUGGUAGUGAUUUGUUUUUGCUUAAUAAUGGUGUUCCUGUGGUUUUUCCGGAUUUGUAUGUCAGUGAUUGGCUUGUUGUUCAUGGAAUCGGAGAUAUUCUUUUGGAUACUGUUAGAUCAGAAGAAGUUUCAGUUCAGGAUGCAGAAUCUACUACAUUUGAGAUUGAUCAUCAUCAUCACCGUCACCGUGAUCAUCGUAUUCAUGAUCGUGCGUAUAAUCCUGCAGAACAUUCUCACUUCUCUGUUUUUCAUUAG